ACCGCGGCCGGUGGGGAGGCUCAACAGCAGCUACGCGUCGGAGGAAGCGGCACGCGUGCGGCCGCCUCCUCCGUCGGCACCGCCGGCGUCACGCUUCUCAAUCGACGUGCCGGCAAGCGCUCGCCACGGCGAUGCAACGCCGGCGGACGUAGAAGCGCGAUGACGAUGGACCUGCAGCGGCUGAUCAACGAGGUGCACGCGAGGCCCGCGAUUUGGGACCAGAAGAAUGUCAACUAUCACAAUCGCGAUGUCAUACUGAAGAUGUGGCGGGAGAUCGCGAGGGCAUGCGAGGUGUCGACUGAUGUCGCCAAAUCCAAAUGGAAACACCUACGCGACAACUUUCGAAACGAGCUAAAAAAGACCUACCGGGGUAAGUGCGACGGUAUCGGCGGCACCGAGCACGACUCUAAGUGGGUCUGGUUCAAGAGCCUAUUCUUCCUGCGGGACCAAAUGAACUCAAGGGUGAUCGGCUGCGCCCUGUCACAAAACUGCAUUGGUACAGUCGGGAUGCGUUCCUCGCCGGAUGGCACGCAGAUCGAACCGCAGAUUGACAUUCUUGAGGGCCACGAGGAGACUCAGUUCGACGACUUGGACGGUGACUCUUGCCAGUCAUUGCUAUCCGAUGACGGUCUGCAUCAGGUGAUGCCGCCGCCAAAGAUGAACAAGAUAAUCAGUCGGAAACGAGCGCUAAUGGACGCGAUCGAAAACGAUUACGGCGUGGAAGUGGACCGAAAGCGAUAUGAAUCACUGCAGAAGAGACUGGCGAUCGGUCCUGAGGACGAGGACGACACCUACCACUUCCUCAUGAGCGUGCGAAAUCCUCUGAGAAGCCUGCCACUCGACAGGCAGAUGUUUGUUCGUCUCAAGAUCCAGGAGUUGGUCUACAACGAAAUCAACUCGCAAAAUCAACAGCAGCAGCAGACCGCAAGUCGCGGAAUCUACGACGCUUCCUCACAGGGCCAAGACGUGAAACCCCCGCGCGCCGGUAACGGCGGCAAUGGCGUCGUCGUCGGUGACGUCAGCGACAUGGCGAAUCCGGCGUCAUUGCUACAGAACUGCACGGCCGAAGGCUCCGGCGAUGAUGCCUUCUUCGGCUGACGGGAGCCCGUUUGCUGUUUAAUUCGCUAAUA
Mycetomoellerius zeteki is the source of this 1130-nucleotide messenger RNA. RefSeq lists its product as uncharacterized. Lineage: Eukaryota; Metazoa; Arthropoda; Insecta; Hymenoptera; Formicidae. Gene Ontology annotation, cellular component: nucleus; transcription regulator complex. The annotation marks the transcript as partial. The transcript is spliced from 2 exons. Gene Ontology annotation, molecular function: DNA binding. The record is from RefSeq and is a predicted model, not a curated record. Gene Ontology annotation, biological process: regulation of transcription by RNA polymerase II.